CCUGUCUUUAUUUAUCAAAUCAUGGACUUUCUCAAGAAGGUUCCACAAACCCAAACUGCUGGUAUUAUGCGGAAACCUGCGGAAAGGCACAAACCAAUUUCUGAUGGACGAUGUAGUAGCCCGACAGAGACGGAAGCGCGAGUACAUUCGGACCUUUAUGCAGGAGUACCGUGGCAAGCAGAGGCAAGACAAGGAAACAUUGCAAGCCCAGAUCGAUCGUUUGGAAGCGCGCGUGGCUAGAUACCGCAAGAACACGGUCUUGGAUGAUGACAGUGGGUCCGGCAUGCUGCCGUGGAAGGACGUGGCGGCGGGCUUGCACGACUCGCGGAGUGAAGCAUCGAAGGAUCAACGGGCUCUAUCCAGUCGCAUCAAGGAGUACGAGCAAGUCCUUUCUGAACUGAGGUCCUUCGUCAUCGCCUCCAUCGCUCCUCAGAAGUCCCCCAGCAUCCACACAGCUACUUGGCGUGACGUGACGCUGCUCUCCCAUCCCACAAGUCGCCGUCUCGGGAAGCUUUGGAUCACGCAGCAAAUGCGCUACAACAUGGAUCGUCUGUUUGAGCAUCAUGAGAUCCCAUCACCCGAGUCCAUGGCACUGUACAAUUCCAUGGACGUCGUAUUCCAUGAGGAAGGCCACCACUUCCUCCAAAAAGCGCACUUGACGUGGGAAUGUUCCCUGGAGACAGUCGUGCGAUUGUAUCGGCACCACACGGGAUCCAUGUUCACGCUGGAUGGGUUUUGUCCCAUGCAUUCCCAGAGUCGCGUGGAAGCGGAGGAGAACACGACGUUGCACCAGUACAAGCGUCCGAACGGAUGGAACACGCACUUGCUCUGUGGGGAGUUCCAAGAUGGGGAUCGAACGAUUCUUGUCGCACAGCACAUUCUAUCCGAUGAAGAUCGUCAACACCAUGCUGGACGGCAGCGCAGUCGCAUGACGUGGUAUGUGUCACCUGUUUCAGUGUUGAGCUCAUGACAACCAGGAUCGAACUGCGGCGGGUGUCGGCCACCGUGACAAGAGAGCGGUUCCUCUGUGUCAUCUCCCAUGAGAUUGAUCAAGACGGGACGGCAGUGGGGCUGGAAGAGACAUCCAAGCGGUGGGGCAUGAUGUCCCUUGCCCAUAUCAAGGACGACGACCAGCGCGAGCGAGUAUUCCGCAUGGUAUAUCGAGCGCGGAAUGUUGCAUUGAAGCACCAGCGCAAAAAGUGGUACGAGGACUUGGUUGCCGCCGCCGAGGAUGAGCUGAGCCGCCAUCGAGAGAACAUGGGAGAAGCAUGACGAAGAUGGGGGAGCACUGGCUCCUGUAGGAGUGGGCGUAUUUAAAACUAAUUUCAAAUGUUG
This is a messenger RNA of Aphanomyces astaci, 1335 nucleotides long. RefSeq lists its product as hypothetical. The record is from RefSeq and is a predicted model, not a curated record. NCBI's taxonomy places the organism in Eukaryota, Oomycota, Saprolegniomycetes, Saprolegniales, Verrucalvaceae. The coding region runs from base 104 to 970 and encodes 288 amino acids. The transcript is spliced from 3 exons.